This is a messenger RNA of Archocentrus centrarchus (flier cichlid), 1003 nucleotides long. RefSeq lists its product as uncharacterized. The transcript has 7 exons. Gene Ontology annotation, biological process: innate immune response; regulation of apoptotic process; inflammatory response. The record is from RefSeq and is a predicted model, not a curated record. Bases 62 to 1003 code for a protein of 313 amino acids. Lineage: Eukaryota; Metazoa; Chordata; Actinopteri; Cichliformes; Cichlidae.
AGACAGAACAGUUAUAACAGAGGAGCAACAGAAACUCCUCAAAUCUGCGUUCCAACAAGGAAUGAAUAGUGUUGGCUCUCCAAUGAUCCCCACAGCAGCAGAGGCCACUGGUUUGGCACCACGCGUUAUAGAUAACUGGAUUGGCAACCAUAGAAGGUCUCUUAAAGCGCCCUCUGGACCAACACCUCAAAAGACCAAACUUUACAGCCGUGGUCUUUCAGCUUACAAUCUUUUCUGCAGGGAUCUGCUGCGAAACAAGGGCAAACUUAAAGAUAUUAAGCAAAAAUGUUCCUCAUUAGGAGAAGCGCAGAAAAACAAGUACCAUGAGGAGGCAGCUGCUCUUAAAGCUGAAGGAAAAACGCAGCAUCUUAGCCCUGAGAUGAGGGAGCUUAAAGUGAAAAAGCACCUCAAGCAGCUCAAGUUUGAGGUAUCCAGUCUUGAGAAGCUGGGGGUGGAAACAGCUGUUAUGUCAUUUGACUGGCAGAGAUCCAACUUAGAAGUCCAUGAAGUGAGCAGCAAAGGAGCUGCUGCUUUUCUGGUUUCAUCAGACACACUAAACAGUUUUGCUUUGCAUUUUAAAGGAAGCUCCUUAACUGCCUCUGCUUUCAAAGAGCCAGUUGAUGCCCUUGCCAAGAAGCUCUCCACCAUGCCUAAGACCAAGGAGCUGUCUAAGGACACCAGGGACAAAACUGUAGACCUCCAAAAGGCUGGGAUGGGCUGCAGGACAAGAGGCAAGCAGUUUGGCAAACACUUUGUGGAUGAACACAGACGCGACCUGAUCCAGAGAGUUAAGAACAUCUUACUCAUUUUGGAUGAGCUCCAUGACAAUGACGUUAUCAGCCAAGAAAAUUAUGGCAAAAUUAGAGCUCUGCCUACCUGUCAGGAACAGAUGAGGGAGCUCUACAAGAUUUCCCUGAAUGCUGAAAAAUCCAAAGACAUCUUCUAUGAGGUUCUUUCGGCAAAUGAGAAAUUUCUCGUUGAAGAGCUCCAUGCAAAGAAGUAA